Messenger RNA from Rhipicephalus sanguineus (brown dog tick), 6475 nucleotides. Its product is annotated as E3 ubiquitin-protein ligase lubel. Gene Ontology annotation, cellular component: LUBAC complex. Gene Ontology annotation, molecular function: linear polyubiquitin binding; zinc ion binding; K63-linked polyubiquitin modification-dependent protein binding. The record is from RefSeq and is a predicted model, not a curated record. The transcript is spliced from 20 exons. Bases 50 to 6475 code for a protein of 2141 amino acids. Gene Ontology annotation, biological process: protein linear polyubiquitination. Lineage: Eukaryota; Metazoa; Arthropoda; Arachnida; Ixodida; Ixodidae.
CAGAUUGCAGGAGCAUGAGAAGGCUGGAAAGUGCGUAGCCGUCGUCAACAUGUUUGCAAGAAAAGACGUAGGAGCGCCCAAUGGCGUCGGCACGGCCGGCCCCAGCGCCCGGGACGGCUCGCACUGCGACCUGUGUGGAUGCACGAGACCCUCGGUGCGCUGCGACAAGUGCAACCGGCAGGUGUUCUGCCUGUCGUGCGACGACAUGUACCACCGGCACCCACGUCGCAAGAGCCACCUGCGCCGUGCUGUGGACAGCGUGGCCAGCGGACGCCCGGCUACCGUCAAGCCGCCGCCCUCGGCGCAGCAGCGUGUCGAAGGCGACCCUUCGCACAUGCCGGUGCCGCCGCCCAGGAAGAAGAAGUCGCUGUUCAGCGCUUUCGGCCGCGGCCCCGCUGCCAGCCAUCCUGCCGAUGAUCACGAGAGGCACCCAGCGUUGCCCAAGAAAGAGUUCUCGUGGACUGACAAGUUCGGCAGCAUCAAGCGUUUCAUGGCGAGCCGGCCGUUGCCCCCCGUUCCACCGGAGGACGAAGGCAUGCCACCGUCGCCGCGAUACCAUCGUGAUCACGUUCCGCUCAAUUACGUGAACGUGGACCCGCACCCGCCCGCGGUUCCACAGCGGCCGCCCCCACGCAUCGGCUUCCCGCCGCCGCCGCCUCAACAAAAACAGCAACAGCCACAACAACACAGCCGAGACCGCCGGGAGAUGGCGCACAUGGGCGUUGCUGGCGCCAGGAACGAUCGAAUGACGACGCUCGACGACUGGGACGACGUCGGCUCGGCCUCGGGCAGUAGUCACGCCAGCGACGACAGCUGGGGUCCCGAGGCCUACCGGCAUCCCGGAACCGAACAGCGUGACGGGCAGGCCUUCCGGAAAGUUGGCCCUCCCGGCGCUCACCAAGCGUUUGGGACGCUCCGCAAGCACAGCUCGCCACAUGCCUUUGCUGCUCACAAGGGCGGCGACUCGUCCACGCUAAGCCGCCAGAGCAGUAGCAUGACGGACCUCCAUGGGGGCCACGGCUCGACAGCAGCGAUGCUGCCCCCCGGGCCGGGCUACCCGGUGGCGGGGCCCGCGUUCCGGGCGCCGUUCGGCUACCCACCGAUGGCCUACCCUCUGGCGUCGGCCACUCCGCUUGGCUUCUACCGGCCGCCCUUCCUGGGCGGCUCCACGGGCUCUUGGAGUAACGUCAACUCUGCCGCCGAAGACGGCAAGGAAACGGACGACGACAAGUCCCAGCGCCAUUCCACGCUCGACUGCCGCCGCAUCAAGCGCAGCCAAAGUUGCAUGCACGACCCCAUGAUGCACCCCGGUCCCUUCUAUCCUUUCGGGUACCCAGCCUACCCGCCAAUGUUCCCACCAUGGAUGCGGCCUCCGUCGCCGUCGCUGUCGCAGCACUCGCUGUCAAUGGGCGACGGUUCGGGCGAACGGCUGCAAAGGCCGCACCACCGCAAGCACAAAAAGAGCCUGAGCAAGACCACGUCUCGGCGCCAGUCUUCGCAGGACCUGUCCUCCGAGGAGGAGAACGACCGUGACAGCCCGUCUCUGGACGAGCGAUCUUCCAGAGAUCGAGGAAGUCAUUCGAGUGAGAAGGCGAAGAGCCGCGGGCGCACACCUUCCAGUCGAGACCAGGAGGAGGCGAAAGCACCUGACAAGGCCGAGACUCAUGAGGCCACCACUGAGAGGGAACAUUCCGAAGCCAUCAGGCAGCAGCAGGCCCGCCUUCUCGCGGUCGCGGGCCAGGCCGAGAAGCAGCAGCAGGCCCAGACAUCCGCCGAACAGUCUGGACUGGAGCAAGCGGCGCCCACUGCCUGCACAUCGCCGCAACCCAAGUGGGACCCGACGAAGCCUUGGCGUUGCCAGCACUGUACCUUCAUCAACGAAGCCGGUUCGCGUAUUUGUUUAAUCUGCUGCAAGACAACGUUCCGCGAACAGUCCCCGGCUCCUGCCUCUGACGACGAGGAGCGCCAGAAGAAGAGAGCCGGCUUUCAGGACACGCUGGCGGACAAGGAGAUCGAGCUGUCUCCCACCAAGAGCGACGCCGAUCCUGCCAAGAGCGAGCUAGAUCCUGCCGAGCCCAAGCCCGAGGACAAGCUGUGUCCCAUCACCGACGACAACCAGGUGAACUUCACGGACGAGUUUAUUAAGGAGCAGCAAGAGGUGGAGAAGGAAAUUCGCCGUCGCCUCGAAAUCCAGAUGCGAAUAGAGGAAGAAAAUCGCCGUAUCGAAAGCGCAGGUGUGGUGCAAGAAAGCCGAACAGUGCAGCACUUUCAAGGGGACAAUGCAGAGACAGAAAGCUCGAGCAUGACACCGCAACAAGUCAUGGCGCUGGGUGCCGCAGCAGAGCCUUCGCCUUCCACCUCCGCGAGUGCAAUCGCCACCGGUGCGCAAGCAGGUUCUAGCUACCACUCAAACGUCCAGCAGUGUAACUCGUCGAGUCAAACCAUGUCUGUGGGUGACGAGCCGAGUCCGGCCACGAGCGACUCUUUGCCGCUGGACGGGACAUCGCCAGUGACUAUGCAGGGCGUGAGACCCAAAGUUUUGUAUAAGGCAUCCGUAGCUACAGACACGGAGGACUUCACGGACCCGUCAACGUCGUCGCCGCUGUCGGAUGUCCAGCAGGACAGGCAGGAGCGCCGCCGGAUUUUCGCCGAUGCCAAGGCGCAGUCCUUCGAUCAUCCCAGGCCGGCGUUCUUGCAACCGAAGGGCGCACAACCGGUCGUCAGGGGCACGCGCAUCGGUAACCUGAUCAGGACCCUGUCGAAGACGUCUCUGCAAAACACGGAGCCCGAGGGCCGCCUGUACCGCAGCCACAGUCGGUCCUCCCUGCACAGCGAUAUGUCGGACGCGUCGCCGGUGCGCAGGGGCAUCGCUAGGCACGGCUCGCUGGCGGAGUUCGACCGCCCGUUUGGCCUGGAGAGCAACAGGAAGGACGACGACGCAUCGUCGCUCGUCGGCGCCACAUCCAGUAGCUACAUCUCGGAGGGUAGGAAGCAGGACUACUACCUCAGCCUGGAAGAGUUGGUUCAACAACGCAAGCAGGAGCAAAUGCGCACGCAGGGGCUGGAGCUGGUCCGCCUCAUUCGGGAAGCCGAACAGCGCGGUUUCACCGCCGACGACCUGCAGGUGGCAAUGAACCAUUGCGGCAACGACAAUCCCAUAAACUGGUUGCGGGACAACUGGCAGAACAUGACUGAGACCGUGGUGACGUUGGCCACAAACUACGGCCACGACCGGCGUGAAAAUACCAUCGGAAUUGUGUCCGUCAGCGAGGCCCAGAACGCACUGCGUCGCCAGAAGGGCAACAUCUGGGCUGCCGUCACCGAGUGCGUCGAGAACCGCCAGAGAAUGUUCAUGGAGCUGAGCUCGAGAGGGAACUUCACUCGGCAAGAAAUACUGGCAGCGUUAACAGAUAACCAGGGCAACAUGGACAUGGCGUACGCGCAGCUGACAAAGGCCACGCUCAAGCCGUUCCUCAUGCGCAUCUGGGGGCCCGGCACGGGAGUCGACAACGACGAAGGACGCCGGCCGUCCCCUCUCGGCGACAAGCGUGAGGAAAGCGUCACGGACCGAGUCAAGGAUUGGCUCGAAUCCCUGGACGCAGCAUCGCAGCUGCCGUCCAGUAACGCCUCCUCGCUCGAAGAGAGACGGGCCAAGCGCCACUCGUUCCACGGCCACCGGAGCGACCAGUCGUUCUGCAGCGGCCACCGCGACCGAUCCAGCUCGCCGGCUUCGUCCUUCUCGAGCCUCAGGGAAACCUCGGAAGUGAGCAGCGUCUCGUCGGCUGCCCACGGCGCCAGCUCUCGGCUCGAGGCGAUUCUCCGCCGUCGAGAAGCCCAAAAAGAAUUUGAAAAGGGUCGCAAGUCAAAGAAGGAAGCGAGCGCCGACGGCAGUAGAAGGCGAUGGACGCUCGCUUCAGUUUUCAGCGCGAAGAAGCCCAGUUCGCCUGUCAAAAAAGACGCGCUCACGGGGGCAGGUUCCUCGGCUCAAAAGUCUUCUUCACAGACGACGCUGGCGUCUGACACCACGCACCUUGACAGCAGCAGCAGUGGCGGAGCCACCGUGUCGAUGGAAACGCUGACGUCAAUCGAAGCGACAGGUGCAAAGCCGAAAACGUUUCUGGGACGAUUUUCAUCGUUCAAGAAUGAGAGUAGAAAGAAAGACACAAAGGCGGCCGAAGCUGUUGACUUGGGUGUUCCAAACAAUUCCGUGAAAGGCUCCCCCAUGGCUGAGAGGGCUGCAGAAGCCUUGAAAGAUGAGUCAGACAGUAAAACUGUGACAAACAAGGAAACACACACACUUCAGAACCAGCCACUAAGCGCACAAGAAAUAUUGCAAAAAGCUGAUGCUACCGAAAGCACUACACCUUUUGCUGCAAACCGAAAUGCAAUUGAAAACAUAAAGCAGUCUAUUCACGCCGCGAAAAUUUCAUUCAUGUCGGCACCUACAGGACCUGCUGUCUACCAUUCGCCAGAAGAUGCCCAAGAAUCUUCAGCUAAUGGGUCAUUGCCUCAGAAGUCUGUACUCGAUAAAUUAGAUGGAACCCCGUUGACUGAACAAGCAGCUGAAAAACCGAUAGAAAACCAUUCCAGUGUAGUAGCUGCAGGCGGCAAGGUUAAAAACGAGAUUGAAGGUAAUGCUCCGAAAGCGAUAGAGCCAUUAAACCUAACCAAAGAUACGCAAGACGCCGAAACGAAGUCCUCCAGUUCUCCGAGCAAAAGCCAAGACUCUUCACCGGAAAAACAACCUGGUCAAUAUCCGGAGGUGCAUACGGCUAGCAAAAAUACCACUUCUAAUACCAAGGGUACGUCACCUCUUAUCCCACGAGAAACAGACGGCGUUAACGGCGCAAACGGACAGUCUAUGGCCAAAAACACGACAAGCGAAGUUUCGGAACCACCAGCGGUAGCAACCCCCACAGUCGUGGUACACCAUGCUGAGAACUCAACCCCACUUUUGGCACCUGAAAACUCAGACAGCAGCAGCCGGUGUGCGUCCUCUGAGCGCAUACCUGUAAAUGGCGCAGACGGGAGCAUAGAAGUAGCCGAAUACUCUUCGGUGGAGAGCCGGCAAAGUGAAACCGAAAAGGCCAGUGCGCAGGCAGCGGGCGCAGUGAGCACGGGAGGUGAGGGAUCAACCUCUGCGGCUACCGGAAAGUUAGGAAAUCGCCUCGAGGACGCGGCAAUCGGGAGAAAGCGUGUGCGCCCGCUCACCAAUGGGACUGCCGAAAACGCCGAGCUUGAGACGCUGAGACCGCUGCCUGCUGCGGGCAAGGGUGUCCCGCUCCGGCGGCCGUCGGUGAGGCGGGCCAGCCGUGAGGGUGCCGAUGACUGCGUGGUCAGGGACCGCGAUGGCAAUGCUCUCAUCGUGAAGCCCCAAAAGCCGAUCGAGCGUCGCGGCAGUGUCAACGCGCGAUCAGGCCUGCAGAUUUCCAAAGCGGUGGCAGCCAACAUCGCGAAACUGCGGUCAGUUCCGCCGCCAAGGAAGCGCAAGCAGGUGGUGCAGCCCAGGCCGGCCGGCAGGCUUCCCACGGAGAAACAGAAACAGUACAAGGCAAAAGCCGAGGAACUCGUCCAAGGAGGUCGUUGUCCGACCAUGGUGCACGCGCAUUUGGUGGCCGAGCUGAUCGACAUGAGCUUCGAUGAAGAGGACGCCAUACUGGCUGCCGAACAGUGCGAAAGCAUCUACCAGGCAGUCAACUUCUUGCAACAGGAGUGUGAGCUAUGCGCGGCCAACUACCCCAUCAGUCAGAUGGUCUCUCUACUGAACUGCGUACACAGAGCGUGCAAAGAGUGCCUUAAAGCCUAUUUUACCAUUCAAAUACGGGACAGAAAUAUUAUGGAACUUCUUUGCCCAUUCUGCAAUGAGCCUGACUUGAGUGACGAAGACGUAGAGCUGAAUUACUUUAAUAACUUAGAUAUCUUGCUAAAAGGCUUGGUUGACAACGAAGUCUACGACCUGUUUCAACAAAAGCUACGGGACCGAGCGCUAAUGAAGGAUCCAAACUUCCGAUGGUGUUCACAGUGUUCUUCCGGUUUCAUCACAUACCCUAAUCAGAUACGUCUUGUGUGCCCCGACUGCAAGGCGGUCACCUGCGCGUCUUGUCGCAAGCCUUGGCAAAAGCAACAUGAAGGGAUCAGCUGCGAGCAGUUUCAAGAGUGGCAACAAAGCAAUGACCCUGAAAGUCAGGCUGAAGGAAUCGCGCAUUACUUGGCUGAAAAUGGAAUCGAUUGUCCAAACUGCAAGUUUCGGUAUGCACUAGCCCGCGGUGGCUGCAUGCAUUUCAAGUGCUAUCAGUGUGGUUUCGACUUCUGUUGCGGGUGCAACUUGCCCUUUAAAAUGGGUGAGAAAUGUGGCCGGUCUCCGAACUGCUGCAGACUGGGUUUACAUGCCCAUCAUCCUAGAAACUGUCUUUUCUACCUCCGUGACAAGAAUUUGGAAGACCUGCAAAGGCUUCUAGAGGUGAGUAGGCACUAG